AUGUUCACGCACUUGAACCAGUCCUUCUGGGAUUACGGCCACUUCCCUCUGUCCGCAUCAAACGGCACGCGUCUCGUAAACCCAUGGCUUGCAACAGGUAGUAAUGCAAGUCCGUUUGAUCAGAACUUUUACCUUGUACUUAAUGUGGCAGUUGGCGGAACAAAUGGCUGGUUUACGGAUGGAAAGGUGGGGAAGCCAUGGAUCGAUGCGAGUCCGAGGGCGAAGAAGGACUUUUGGGAAGCGAGAAAUCAGUGGUAUCCAGACUAG
Plenodomus lingam JN3 is the source of this 267-nucleotide messenger RNA. RefSeq lists its product as uncharacterized. Lineage: Eukaryota; Fungi; Ascomycota; Dothideomycetes; Pleosporales; Leptosphaeriaceae. The record is from RefSeq and is a predicted model, not a curated record.